AUGUCUUCUACGGCGGCGCUUCCGGUAGCUGGAACUGGCUUACCGGAGAAAGCAGCAGCAGCACUUGUCAAUUCCUUCCGAUUAGCGUCGGUGACGCAACGGUUACGUUACCACAUUCAAGCUGGACAAAGAAGUGAUGUUAAGGAGUUUCAGAUCUGUUGCAUCUCUCUCGCUAAAGGCAUUGAUUUUGCUAUAGCGAAUAAUGAAAUACCAAAGAAGGUUGAAGAGUUUCCCUUGCUACUCAAACAGGUGUGCAAGCAUAGGACUGAUGUGUACACUACGACGGCGGUUACAGUGCUGAUGAUCUCAGUUAAGCAUGCUUGUCAACUGGGAUGGUUUUCAGACAGCGAGUGUGAAGAACUUAUUGCUAUUGCUGAUGAGAUGAGGAAUAGUUUUGGGAGUUUUGGAAACACUAGCCCUGGUAUUAAAUGCCCCAGAGGUACUUUUUCGCAGAUCAUAGAGAGGUUCUAUCCAUUUGUGAAGGUUGGGCAUGUUCUUGUUUCUCUUGAAGUGAAGGCUGGCUAUAAAAUGCUGGCGCAUGAUUUCCAUAUCUCAAAGAAGAUGCCACAUGCUCCCCAAGAGAAAAUUCGGUUAUUUGUUGUACAGACAGACAACAUAGACACAUCUGCUUGUAUUAUUAAUCCUCCGGAAGUCAGCUUCCUGUUAAAUGGAAAGGGGCUCGAGAAGAGAAUUAAUACUACAAUGGAUUCGGGGCCUCAACUCCCGUCAAAUGUUACUGCACUACUGAAAUAUGGAACAAACCUUCUACAAGUGAUGGGGAAUUCCAAGGGUCAUUACGUUAUCGUGAUUGCUUUUACGGGAUUGGUCAUGCCACCUGAAAAACCAGUGCUUAAAGAUUACCUUCAGUCGGGAUUCAUCGAGUCAAGUCCAGAUUCUGAUAUCAUCGAGGGGCCAUCACGGGUAUCUCUCAGUUGUCCUAUAAGUCGCAGCCGGAUCAAGCUUCCAGUCAAGGGCCAGUUGUGCAAACAUCUUCAGUGUUUUGAUUUCUGGAAUUAUUUCCACAUAAAUAUGAGAAACCCAUCCUGGCGCUGCCCCCAUUGCAAUCAACCUGUUUGCUACCCAGAGAUCCGUUUAGAUCAAAACAUGGUCAAGAUAUUAAAAGAAUCGGGACACAACGCUGCUGAUGUAAUCAUCCAUGCUGAUGGCACAUGGAAGGUUGCAAAGGAAAUUGACAGGACCGAGGAACCUGUGCAUGAUGUAACCAUUCAUGAUCUUGAAGACCCGGUUACCUUCUUAAGCUCUGGUCCAGUUGUUUUGGAUCUGACUGGAGAUGAUGAUGAUGCUGAAAUGGAAAUAUUUGGUGACGGCAAGGUUGUGGACCGGAAGCCCUUCUUUUCAGAUGCUCAGGGUCAAUCUAAUAAUAACGCAAGCAAAGAUACUUCAGGCGAUGAUUACCUGUCUUUGUUUAAUCUCUCUGAUGUUAUAUCACUCGAUCAGGUGAUACUGGAUCACUUGAAUACUGGAACAGGGCAAGAAUACUCAAACUUACCCCAAAUACCAAUGCCUCAAGAUCCAACACCAGUACCUGCGUCAUACUCACAAACACCAUCUCCAAGAGAUAGAAGAACCCCUAGUCCGAGAUUGAACCAAACUUAUUCAUCUCAAGUUCCAUCACUGACAACUUCGUCACAGAACCGGAGGAUCCCAGUUCCAGUUACGAGCCAGUCUCCUGCAAAUGUAUCGUCUUUUGUUCAGUCUCCGCCUAUCCCUAGAGUACUAAAUAGCCAGCCUAACAGUUAUUUCAUCCGAAGUUUAAACAGUAACCAUGUAAGGCAGCGUCCAAGUAGUCCCACUGUUGAAUCCGUUUCCCGAACCAGUGACCUAACCUGCAACUAUGGAAGCACUCAAAGGCAGCACCCUACUGGUCCCACUGUUCAAUCGGUUUCUCGAACCAUUGAACUAACCAGCAACCAUGUAAGCACUCAAAGGCAGCACACAAGUGGUCCCACCGUUCAAUCCGUUUCUCUAACCAAAGACUUGACCAGCAACAGUGUAAGCACUCAAAGGCAGCACCCAAGUGGUCCCACUGUUCAAUCCGUUUCUCGAACCAGUGACCUAAUGGAUGUAGAUUCGACUACCCCUGAUACAACCAAUUGGCGCCCAAGGAUGCGAGGCAGUAUUACACCCGGUUCAUAUUCCCCUGCUCUUGACCACAUGAUCAUCCGACCUACCCAACAGUCUCAAACUAGGCUUCCUGAAUCUCAACCAGUUGAGACAUCACCAGUUCAAACGUCUCAGGCUCAGCCGCCUUUCCCAACUGCUGGCUUGAGACCCGAGACAGUUUUAGUAAGCCAAAACCUUCCGGUAGCUCCUCCUCCUGGUGUCACGAGGCCUUCUGGACCGAUGGCACCAGGGAGAACUUGA
Molecule: messenger RNA, 2385 nt
Organism: Arabis nemorensis
Lineage: Eukaryota; Viridiplantae; Streptophyta; Magnoliopsida; Brassicales; Brassicaceae
Source: the annotation of a GenBank genome assembly